AAGCAAAUGGUGCUUAUAAAUAGAGGUAAGAGGAGGUAGUGGUAGCAUUAGCAUUCAGUUAUACACACCUAUACAUACACCCAUUUUGUAUCUAUAUAUAAUCCUCUAAAAUCACUCUCUUCUGAGUUGUAAAAAACAGGUUAUGAGAGUAAAUUUCAAUGGAAAAGGUUCAUGUUGAGCACUGUAAAGGCACCAAUGGCCUCGAUAAAGUCGUCCUCCGUGAAAUUCGCGGCAGUUCCGCUGAGGUAUAUCUGUAUGGGGCCCAUGUGACUUCUUGGAAAAAUGAUUAUGGCGAGGAGUUGCUUUUUGUCAGUAAUAAGGCGAUUUUCAAGCCUCCAAAGGCAAUACGGGGAGGUAUUCCUAUUUGCUUCCCUCAGUUCUCGAGCCACGGUUCUCUUGACCAGCAUGGUUUUGCUAGAAACAGGGUUUGGAGCAUUGAUUCUGACCCCCCUCCUUUUCCAACAAGCUCCUCAAGUAAAGCUUUUGUUGACCUGAUCCUUAAGCCGUCUGACGAUGAUCUAAAAAUCUGGCCUCAUAGUUUUGAAUUUCGCCUGAGAAUUACCCUUGGACCCGGAGGAGAUCUGAUGUUGACAUCUCGUAUCAGAAAUACGAACACUGAUGGAAAGCCAUUUACAUUUACAUUUGCGUAUCAUACCUAUUUCUCUGUAUCAGAUAUCAGUGAAGUUCGAGUUGAAGGACUAGAGACUCUGGACUAUCUUGACAAUCUGCAGAAUAAAGAGAGAUUUACAGAACAAGGGGAUGCGUUAACAUUUGAAUCAGAAGUGGACAAAAUAUAUCUCAGCACGCCAACAAAGAUAGCAAUUUUGGAUCAUGAAAAGAAACGGACAUUUGUGAUUCGCAAAGACGGACUUCCAGAUGCUGUUGUGUGGAAUCCUUGGGACAAGAGGGCAAAGGCUAUUGUUGAUCUUGGAGAUGAAGAAUAUAAGCACAUGCUUUGUGUUGAGGCUGCUGCUGUAGAAAAACCCAUCACACUGAAGCCUGGUGAGGAGUGGAGAGGAAGGCAGGAACUCUCUGCUGUUCCUUCAAGUUACUGCAGUGGGCAGCUUGAUCCCCGGAGAGUCCUGGGCAGCUAAAAAUCCAUCAUUCUGCUCCAUCUCAUGUACAGGUCUCCUGUUGCAACGUGGUUAGAACCUGACAUCAGCCUCUGGCAAGGACUUCUUAUAUUACUUUAUUUCUUUGGUGGUGCUGUUUUCUUGUUGAAGCUCCAUAAGCUUGGGGUAGAAGGUGAACUUUUUUGGGUAUAAAUUUGUCGAACAAUGUUUCUUUUUUUAACAUCUGUUUGUGGCAUAAAUCAUACCUGAGAAAAAGAUAGAUGGUUCAACUAGUAGAAAUGAUAUGUUCUGGUUGGCAAUUGUGAUUUUAAAGCCAAGUCUGUAUGGAACACCCUUGUUCAUCUCUGUGUUUGAUGAUUAAAACAGUAGAAAAGAUAAUAAGAUGGGACAGCUUAACUUCCUGUGA
Messenger RNA from Daucus carota subsp. sativus, 1479 nucleotides. Its product is annotated as putative glucose-6-phosphate 1-epimerase. Gene Ontology annotation, cellular component: cytoplasm. Gene Ontology annotation, biological process: carbohydrate metabolic process. Bases 159 to 1094 code for a protein of 311 amino acids. Gene Ontology annotation, molecular function: carbohydrate binding; glucose-6-phosphate 1-epimerase activity. The transcript has 9 exons. NCBI's taxonomy places the organism in Eukaryota, Viridiplantae, Streptophyta, Magnoliopsida, Apiales, Apiaceae. The record is from RefSeq and is a predicted model, not a curated record.